AUGAGCGACAAACCAGCUGUCGGCGUCAUGGCCGUAUUGCAGAACAAAAAAGUCAGACGUGUCGACGAGCGAAUAGUUCCUUAUAGUGAUCAGCGACAAAAGACCAAACAUAAAACAGAUGUAGAUAAUUGCGCCGUUCUUUUGGCUGAUGAUCAGCUUGAGAGAAUAUACGGCUCGUUCAUGCUGUGCUCAGCUAUUAAACGCGCAACUGAGAUGGGCAUGGGCGUGCGGUUAUAUACGUCGGCAAGCUGCGGAAGUGGCGCCACAUAUUUUGGAAGCCGUCAGGUUUUAAUAGUAGCGAUGGGGUCUUUCAAAGACACUAUUAUGCGGCACCGAGCGACAAGGUACCGCCGUUUUGCUCGGAAUUUAUCGUUAAGCCGUUUGACGCGCUCCGGCCUACGCUGA
This is a messenger RNA of Plasmopara halstedii, 405 nucleotides long. RefSeq lists its product as uncharacterized. The transcript is spliced from 2 exons. The record is from RefSeq and is a predicted model, not a curated record. Bases 1 to 405 code for a protein of 134 amino acids. Lineage: Eukaryota; Oomycota; Peronosporomycetes; Peronosporales; Peronosporaceae.